GACACUGGAUGACCGGUUGCAGGUUUCUGGGCACAAGGGAUAUCCUCAUCUUAUUUGUUGCCGAUUGUGGCGUUGGCGUGAACUGCUGACCCAACACGAACUUCAAGCUCUCAAUCACUGUCAGUACGCAUUUGAUCUAAAAAAGGAAGAUGUCUGUGUAAAUCCUUACCACUACACUAAGAUUAAAGCUCCAAGCGAGACGGACACCGAAAUUGACCAUAACCUUGUUUUGAGAAUAACUAAAAUAAUGUUCAGGCUACUACUAGACUAGGCAAGCACCGCAACCCCAAUCUUAUAGAAAUGGAGUGGUUAUUGAAGAUCUGGCUCGAAGACCAAAACCAACAAAAUGUUCCAGUGAGGCUUUAUUUUAUUCAGAAGUUGGCAAUGGAGUUGUAUAAGGCAGUAGUGCAGAAGAGAGGGGAAGGUAGUGGAAGUGAACCAUUUGUAGCCAGCAGAGGCUGGUAUAAUUGUUUCAAGGUUCGUGCAAAUUUGCACAACCUCAAGUUACAGGGUGAAGCUGCUAUUACAGACAAGGAAGCAGCAGCAGGAUUUCCUACUUGUUUGGCUGAGAUCAUUAGAGAUGGAGGUUAUACUGCUGAUCAAGUUUUCAAUAUGGAAGAGACAGGCUUAUUUUGGAAGUGUGUGCCCGAUCACGUGUGCAUGUCCGAGGAGGAGCAGACAGCACCAGACCAGAAAGUCAGUAAAAAGAGAGUGACUGUACUUCUUGGAAGCAAUGCCAGUGGUGACUUCAGGCUGAAGCCCUUGUUAGUGUAUUUGAAUGAAAAUCAAAGGGCACUUAAGGGAAUUUUCAGGUCUCAGCUCCCUGUCACUUGGAAGGCUAACAAGACAGCCUGUGUUACUGUUUCUAUCAUUGAGAAAUGGCUUAAUGAUCACUUUUUUCCGGCAGUUAAGAAGUAUUUGGAGGAGAAGGGUCUGGAAUUUAAGGUCCUGCUGGUGUUAGACAAUGCCCCUGGUCACCCUACUAAAAUGAGUGAGAUUUAUCCCAAUGUGGAGGUAGUCUACCUUCCACCAAACUCUGCAUCGCUGCUACAACCGAUGAACCAGGGAGUCAUUGCUAGCUUCAGGGCUUACUACACCAGGAGGACAUUUCACCAUGUCCUCACGAUCGUCGAAGAGAGCUGUGACAAGUUGAAUGUCAAGGAAGUCUGGAAGAAGUACAGUAUUUUAGAAGCUGUCAAGAACAUUGAGAGUGCUUGGAAAGAGGUCAAGAUAUCAAAUUUGAAUAGGGCCUGGAAAAAACUGUGUCCAAAUUUUGUGAUGGGCGUUGAGAAUCGAGAGUGUCUUAAUGUUGUUAGAAGGAACAUUGUUGAGUAUAGCAAGAAGCUCAAUUUGGAGGUGGAAGCUGAGGAUGUGAACAAGCUGCUGCAAUCCCAUGGAGAGGAGUUGUCAGCAGAGGACCCCAUUGAGAUGGAGAAGCAGAUGAUCGAGGAGGAGGAGGAGGAGGAGAAGGAAGAGGCACCAGCCACAAAGCCCAGUGCUGAAUGCUUGUCACAAGCUUUGGCCCUCUUUAAGCAAGGGCUGGUAAUGAUCAAGGACCAGGAUCCGAAAGUGGAAAGAUUCACAGAGUUUGAAAAAGAAAUUCAGUAUGCUCUAACCUUUUACAAGAAGACUGUAAGCGAGAAGCAGAUGAAAGGAAGCGUCCAAUCUGAGCUAGAGAAUCAUGGCUUUAAGAGUAAUUCUCCAGCACCAAUCGCCACUCUUAACCACGUAGGAAUUCUUCACAGACUGAGCCACAGCCCUUCAAGUGAUGAUCCUCCACUGAUAGAACCAGAUGACCCACUGGCCUUUCCAGCUCUGUCUGUUAUGGCCUCAAAGACACAGAGACCUCUAGGUGAAGAUGCUAUCAACACACUUCUGAUUCAAUUUGAAAGUGACGUUGAGGACAACUUGGAGGUUCAGUCUGAGGGCAAGGAGGAGGAGGCAUUCGCCAUCUUUGUGGAAGAAGAGGAUAUGGAUGACCCGAAUCAGGGACAAACUGAGUUAGAGGGAGAUGAGGAGAGGGAAGAGGAGGCUACACCUGGACCCUCAACCUCUCGGGAUGAGGACAUGCUCUCCCCGGUCGAGAUUAGGAGCAGGAAGAGGAGGAGGGGUGACCUCCAGCCAGCCUGGGGAGCUCCUAUACACCGCAUUGGAGCUGAAGUUGUUGAGGCUUGUGAUGGGACCAGGUGGUGGAGAGAUCCCAAAGCCUCCCUCCCCCCUUUGUUUAUGUCAAGGAUUGAACCAGGGGGUCCCACUGAUGCCACCGCAGGGGUGGUAAGAGUGAGCGACAUUUUCUCGCUCUUCUUGUCUGAUCACAUGCUAGCAGAGAUUGUUGUGCAUUCCAAUGAGCAACUAGCCCUUUUGAGGAGUAAUUAUCGUCAUAAGGACAAUGUUGCCCUCAGGGACAUGGACCUGAGGGAACUGAAGGCGUUCAUUGGGAUCCUGAUAAUGUCGGCAGUGAGGUCAGACAAUCACGCCACAACAAGUGACAUGUGGGACAUUCCAGAGGGCAAUCCUUUGUAUAGGUGUACAAUGAGCGAGCAUCGUUUCACCCUGCUGACGAGAGUUAUUUGUUUUGACGAUUCAGCCACCAGAACGGAGCGAGCAAGGGACAGAUCGCCUUGCCCCAAUUCGAAAAGUCUUCGAUCAUGUGGUGGCUAAUUGUCGGAAGAAUUACUCCCCAGGGCCCCAUCUCACUGUUGAUGAACAGCUUGUCCCAUUUAAGGGCCGCUGCCCCUUUAAGAUGUAUAUUCCGAGCAAGCCAGCCAAAUACAGGAGAUGUUGAGGUGUUGUCAGACUAUGGAGAGGAGCAGGAGGAGGAAGAUCCUGAUGCAGUGCGUGAGGUAGAGCCUGAAGGUGAGCUUAAGCGCAAGGCGGAGCAUGACAAACAAGCUAGGUGUAGAGUUGGAACCAGAAUGGGACUUGGAGCAAGAGCCAGAGCAUCAUUCAAAACUGGAGCCAACAUCACUUCCAAGAAAGGAUGAACUGUCUCAGAAAGGAGUGAUUUCUUCCUCAGUACUACAUAAAGAUAUAAAGUCUUUGGGAGAAAAGGAUUUUGACUUCAGCUGCAGGCAGCAUGCCAGAGACAACAUUGCAGUCAAAAAAGCUGAAGAUGAAUAUCGCCAAAAUGGGUUACGAAGAUGAACCC
Molecule: messenger RNA, 3148 nt
Organism: Macrobrachium nipponense
Lineage: Eukaryota; Metazoa; Arthropoda; Malacostraca; Decapoda; Palaemonidae
Product: tigger transposable element-derived protein 1-like
Cellular component (GO): nucleus
Molecular function (GO): DNA binding
Source: RefSeq, a predicted model, not a curated record